Molecule: messenger RNA, 966 nt
Organism: Aspergillus pseudoviridinutans
Lineage: Eukaryota; Fungi; Ascomycota; Eurotiomycetes; Eurotiales; Aspergillaceae
Product: glycosyltransferase family 34 protein
Exons: 3
Coding region: 1-966 (321 amino acids)
Biological process (GO): protein N-linked glycosylation
Cellular component (GO): Golgi membrane
Molecular function (GO): glycosyltransferase activity
Source: RefSeq, a predicted model, not a curated record
AUGGCCAAGUCGUACGAGAUUAGCAGCAAGCGAUUCAAGUUCAACGCUGUUGGACAAGUGCUUUUGGCCUUUCUCGGUGUCUUCGGGCUCCUGAGCCUGUUUUCUAAUUCCUACAAAAUUGCGGCCCCGGAGGCAUUUCGGCCUGCCCCGACGAUAGGCAAGGUGACGAUGAUAUAUGGGAACAUGUCGAUAUACGAGAGAACUUUGGAGACACACAAGGAGCACAAUCGGCGACUGGGGUACCCUCUUACGGUUCUCCGGAGUCCAAUAUUGAAUGGGAUUUGGAACAAACUCGCCAUUCUUCAGUCAGUCCUGCUGCGGGAACUGGAAAAGCCGGCAGAUCAGCGAUUGCAGUGGCUCUUUUGGUUCGAUGGCGACACGGUACUGAUGAAUCCUGACAUGCCGUUGGAGACAUUUCUUCCCCCACCAGAAUUGCCAAACGCUCACCUGUUGGUGAGCAGGGAUUGGAAUGGACUGCACAGCGGGGUCUUUUUUCUUCGCGUUCAUCCCUGGUCUGUGGAAUUGCUUUCUGCCGCCAUCGCCUACCCGGUCGUGAAGCCUAACGUCGGGCUUAUCUGGUUCGAACAGUCCGCGAUCUGCAAUGUCCUGGCCGAGAACGAGUACUUUGCUCGAUCGACCGUGUACUGCCCCCUUCGUUGGUUCAAUGCCUACAUGAGACAUCCGAACGGGAUAGAUAUCAACCCUGAUAAUCCGCUGCAUCUCCAGGUUCAUCCUGGUGAUCUUCUCGUUCACUUUCCGGGAACCCCGAAAGCCAAUUUGACUCGAACACUGACGCCGUAUCUUGAGAUAGCAGCAUCGCAUAGUAGGCACUGGGAGGUGCCACUGGAGGAGACGAGGUAUAUAGAGGAGACGAAAAGGUUCUGGGCGGACUUGCGUUUUGGUUCGUCCGGUCGGAUAACCUCUAUCCCUGAACCGAUCGAUGCAGAUGGUGCGGAAGGUAUUUAA